Molecule: messenger RNA, 1504 nt
Organism: Agrilus planipennis (emerald ash borer)
Lineage: Eukaryota; Metazoa; Arthropoda; Insecta; Coleoptera; Buprestidae
Product: carboxypeptidase B-like
Exons: 8
Coding region: 43-1437 (464 amino acids)
Biological process (GO): proteolysis
Molecular function (GO): metallocarboxypeptidase activity; zinc ion binding
Source: RefSeq, a predicted model, not a curated record
UAAUCUAAGUACCAGUUUCCGUCAGUACAUCAACCAUCAAAAAUGUUAAAGUCAAUGAUUAUUGUUUUUUGUUUGUGUGCACUGUUUUCAACCACCCUAGGAUACGUCAACUACGACGAUUAUAAUGUUUAUAGAAUUUAUCUAGACAACGAAAAGAAAAUUGAUGCCUAUAGCGAGAUAGAAGACCUACUCAAAAAUUUGAACGUUUUUGGAGAGAAUGGUCUUCAAAAAUCCGUAGACGUAAUGGUGGGUCCUACUGAUCAAAAACAAUUCCUGAAUCUGCUGGAGGCUAACAAAAUAGAUCACCAGAUUUUUAUUGAAAAUGUCGGAAAUUUGAUUGAAGACCCAGUUCGUUAUUCCACAAGAAGUGGCGAGUCCUUUAACUGGACGACUUAUCACAAUUACGAUGUGAUAAACUCUUGGCUUGAUUCUUUGGCAGUCGCGUAUCCAGGAGUUGUAACAGUUUUCACAGCGGGUUACUCUCACUUAGGGGCUGAAAUAAAAGCAGUUAGAGUUGCCUUUAAUUCGUCAGCAACAAAGGUAGCCGUAAUUGAAGGAGGCGUGCACGCAAGGGAGUGGAUUGGUCCAGCGACAGUGACGUACAUAUUAAACGAAUUUUUGACCAGUAACGACUCGUCCAUAAGGGCAACCGCUGAAAGUCUCAUUUGGUACUUCCUUCCCAUGUGCAAUCCCGACGGUUACAACAGGACCUUCACUGUAGACAGAAUGCAUCGGAAAAACGUGCAAGUGGUUGAGGGCUCAAAUUGUACCGGAUACUCUGGGGGUAAUGGAAUUGGUACAGAUCUAAACAGAAACUUUGGAUUUAAUUGGAUGAGUGGUGGUUCCUCGUCUAAUCCUUGCUCUGUAACCUACGCAGGACCUGCGGCCUUCAGCUCUCCGGAAUCUAGAGCCUUGAGAAAUGUUGUGGAUCAAGUUGCCGAUGACCUAGUCCUAUUUUUAAGCUUCCAUUCUUACUCUCAGCUCAUCCUGUUACCUUACGGUCAUACUGCCUCACCGUUAGACAAUUAUUACGAACAGUACUCUGUUGCAAGAAUGGCUGCCGACGCUUUGGAAGCUUACAACGGUACGAGAUACACCGUUGGAAAUACAGCUGAAAUACUUUAUAUUGCAUCUGGUUCAAGCACGGAUUGGGUCAAAGGAACAUAUGGGCCAAGGAUAGUCUACUGUUUCGAACUCAGAGAUAGUGGUCAAUAUGGAUUUUUGCUACCUGCCGAUCAAAUAAUCGAUACAAGCGAAGAAACCAUUUUGUCUCUUGUUACUCUGGUGGAACAAAUGUUUAGAUUAGACACAUUAGCACCUGCCAAUCCUAGUAACGGAACUACAGGGUCUGAUGCUACUAAAAAUAGUUAUACCAUUUCUUUAACAACUGCUUGUUCAUUACUUAUUUAUCUUGUAAGAAAUUAUCUUGUCAGUUAGAAAACUAUCACCUCAUGUAUUAAAUGAAAUCUUCAAACUAUUAUUAAAUGUUUAGAAUAAACUGUAA